Larimichthys crocea (large yellow croaker) is the source of this 3704-nucleotide messenger RNA. RefSeq names its product kinesin-like protein KIF23. The record is from RefSeq and is a predicted model, not a curated record. Bases 9 to 3020 code for a protein of 1003 amino acids. The transcript is spliced from 23 exons. Gene Ontology annotation, cellular component: nucleus; kinesin complex; microtubule. NCBI's taxonomy places the organism in Eukaryota, Metazoa, Chordata, Actinopteri, Sciaenidae. Gene Ontology annotation, molecular function: ATP hydrolysis activity; microtubule binding; microtubule motor activity. Gene Ontology annotation, biological process: mitotic spindle midzone assembly; microtubule-based movement.
GCUGAAAUAUGAGUCACUCGGAAAAACGUUGCACGGGAGAAUUUUUCAAAUCGAGAAGAGGCGCUCUCUCACGAGCGAGUGCGGAGGAGUUUAAACCAACAACAGAGACGAUGCAGAGACCCGGGAAAGGUAAGAAUCCUCGGAGGCCUGGCCCCAAAAAGGCAUCCAGCAUAGAGAAAGAUCCUGUUGGAGUGUACUGCCGUAUACGUCCGCUGGGAGCAGAAGAUGAGGAAUGUUGUGUUGAGAUGAUCAGCAGCUCCACUAUUCAGCUCCACGCUCCUGAUGGCCUUAAAGCCAACCGCAAUGGGGAAUACAAAGAGACACAGUACUCAUUUAAAAAGGUGUUUGGUAUUCAAACCACUCAAAUGGAGCUGUUUGAGGAUGUUGCCAGGCCGCUGGUAGAGGACCUUGUUCACUGUAAAAAUGGUCUGCUAUUUACAUAUGGUGUCACUGGGAGUGGUAAGACCUUCACCAUGACCGGCUCACCUGGAGAAGGUGGACUCCUCCCCCGUUCUCUAGACAUGCUCUUCAACAGCAUCGGCCCUUUUCAGGCCAAAAGAUUUGUGUUUAAACCAGACGACAAAAAUGGGAUGGAGAUCCAGAAUCAGGUCGAUGCUCUCCUGGAGAGACAGAAGCGAGACAGUCAACAGUCAGUGCCCAAAACGCCGUCUUCCAGGCAGAAGGCUGACCCAGAGUUUGCAGAUAUGAUCAGCUCAGAGGAGGCGUGUAAAUCUGAGAAUGUGGACGAGGACUGUUGUUACAGCGUGUUUGUGUCCUACAUCGAGGUCUACAACAACUAUAUCUACGAUCUUCUCGAAGAUGCUCCGAUUGACCCAAUCAGACCAAAACCACCUCAGUCCAAGAUUCUCCGUGAGGAUCAGAAUCAUAACAUGUAUGUGGCUGGCUGCACAGAAGUCGAGGUCAAAUCUACAGAAGAGGCCUUUGAAGUCUUUUGGAAGGGACAAAAGAAAAGGAGGAUAGCCAACACUCAACUCAACCGUGAAUCCAGUCGCUCCCACAGCGUGUUCACAGUGAAGCUGGCCCAGGCACCACUUGAUGCCGAUGGCGAUCACAUUCUGCAGGACAAAAACCAGGUGAAUGUGAGCCAGCUGUGUCUGGUGGACUUAGCAGGCAGUGAACGCACCAGCAGAACCCGAGCGGAGGGAAGCCGUCUCCGUGAAGCAGGAAACAUUAACCAGUCGCUGAUGACACUGCGCACUUGUAUGGAAGUCCUGCGUGAAAACCAGAUGUGUGGAACUAACAAGAUGGUGCCAUACAGAGACUCUAAAGUUACACAUCUGUUCAAAAAUUACUUUGAUGGAGAAGGCAAAGUCAGGAUGAUUGUGUGUGUCAACCCAAAGGCUGAUGAUUAUGACGAAACUAUGCUGGUAAUGCGCUUUGCAGAGAUGACCCAGGAGGUCGAGGUGGCACGGCCGGUUGACCGGCCAAUCUGUGGCCUCGCUGCAGGACGCAGACACAGAAACCAGGCCUUCAGAGACGACCUGUCGCGACGCUUGGAAGAGCGAGGAGGUCCCAGUAAUGCCGACGACCCAGCUCUGCUGAAUCAGCUCAUUGAAAGCCUUCCAGCCAUGCCGCCUUGUGAGCUGGUGGAUCCAGCUGAUGAUCAGACGUUGCCCCGUCUGAUUGAGGUGCUGCAAAGAAGGCAUUGCAUUCGUCAGUUGAUGACAGAGCAGUACAACAAAACCGCCAAUACACUGGCGUCCAUGCUUCAGCAGUUUGACGGUCAGCUCAAUGCAAAGGAGACCUUCCUCCAUGAUCAACGAAACAGACUGAGUGAGAAAGACAAAGUCAUCGUCAACCAGAGAUUGGAGAUUGAGCGAUUAGAGAAAAAAUCCAAAACGCUGGAAUACAAGAUCGAUAUCCUGCAGAAGACAACAGACAUGUACGAGCACGACAAACGCUCACUUCAGCAGGCGCUGGAGACACGGGAGCAAAAGCUACAGAGGGAGCUGUCGGAGAGGAGGCGCAUGGAGCAGCGCAUGCAUGGCAUGGUGUCAGACACCAAACUCAAGUGGGAGAAGGAGUGUGAGAGGCGAGUGAACGCCAAGCAGCUGGAGAUGCAGAACAAGCUGUGGGUGAAGGAUGAAAAGCUGAAGCAGCUCAAAGCCAUAGUGACAGAGAGCAGCGGUGGUGGCGGUCCCACUGAGCGUCCAGAGAAGCCCGACAGGCCUUCACGAGAGAGAGAUCGCAACCUGGCCCAGAAGAGGUCUGCCUCACCAUCACCACUUCCUGACUUCAACCAAACUCCUUCCCAUCAAAAUCGAGCCAAUGUUAGGGCAGCUCAGGACGCUUACCCCACCCCCACCUCCUCCUCUUCCUCGUCCUCUUCAGCCUAUCCUUCCGUAGCCUCCUGCAUCUCCAAUUGGGAGCAGAGGCUCCCUUUAGACUCAAGCAGCCAGUCUAGGCACCCUUGGACUCCGCAGUACAGGAGCCGGACUCCCGCCGCAUGCCACGGCAGCAGCAGUGUGGGUCGCAGGAGAGGCCAGCGCUGGGCCACAGACACUGAGGCCACUGCCACGACACUUGUCUAUGGGCUAGACCUAGAGGCAGGCUCAAGGACGGCUCCUCCGGUUCGUCCGAUGCACAGGCGCUCACAAUCUGCUGGUGGGGAGAAAUGGGUAGACCACAAACCAACCUCUAAUUUGGACCUAGACACUGUCAUGCAGCCAAUCAUACCCAAUGCAAUCAAGGUGUCGACCCCGAACGAGAAAGCUCUGUCUAAAUGCGACAAGUAUGUGCUUAGACAUCAAGAGCUUGCCUCCGAUGGGGAGAUCGAGACCAAAUUGAUCAAGGGCAACGUUUUUAAGACCAGAGGCGGCGGACAAGCUGUGCAGUUUACUGAUAUUGAGACGUUAAAACAAGAGUGCCCAACAGCACCAAGUCGCAAGAGGCGAUCAGGGUCUGGAGAAGGAUCAGUUCAAACGGAGGACAUUGAAAACAGGCCUCCAGUAGCAAGCACAAGUACAAGUUACGGAUAUCAAAAGCGCAGAAAGCCUUAAGUUGCUGUACAUAUGAAGAUUCUGCCUGACUAUCCGAACAAUGAAGGGACUGCCGUGUCAAACUAUGCAUCUUUUUGAGAGUCAGAGCAUUUUUCUAUUAUAUCUGACACAGUGUUAGGGUCCAGUUAUAAUUUAAUCAUAGCCAAAAUGACAUUGUUUAAACAAUGUAGAAUAAAGAAGAAUGUAGAAUUUGCUUGUAUUUGCUGGAUUAGUGUGCUCUUUCCUUUUUUUUUUAAUGCUGGAAUUAUUACUUCUUAAAGAUAUGGACAUAUUAAAUAGCCCGAUAUGAAUAUUCAGUGUAAAAUGUAAUGUUUAAAUACUUCUUUUUUUGUUGCUGCCUUUCAUCGCUACCCAAAGAUUAGUAUAUUUGAGCUUUAGAACAAAAUAUUUUCUUUUCUUUUUUUGUACCUUGUAGUGUCAUUGCUGACUUUUUUUAAGGGCUAUACAUUUAUUUGAUGUUAAACUGAGCACAUGGCUGAUUACAAAAAAUCUUAUAGAACACUGCUGUUUUAGGAUUACAAUGUAUCGGGCUUCAACUGUAAAUAUAGAGCUGUUAGGUAGGUUUCCUUAAACCAAUCUCUGACUAACUGUAAAUAACUUUUUUUUUUUUUUUUUUCCUCUGUUUACUGAAACAAUUCCCAAGAUGUGUAGCACACUAUUCUUUUUGGUGGCAUUAAAUUUAUU